CGGCGGCCGCACGUGUUGGAAGCAUCAUGCCUAAGUCUAAACGCGACAAGAAGGUUUCCUUAACAAAGACUGCCAAGAAAGGCUUAGAACUCAAACAAAACCUUAUAGAAGAGCUUCGAAAAUGUGUGGACACGUACAAAUACCUUUUCAUCUUCUCUGUGGCAAACAUGAGGAACAGCAAACUAAAGGAUAUCAGAAGUGCUUGGAAGCACAGCCGGAUUUUCUUUGGCAAGAACAAAGUCAUGAUGGUGGCUUUGGGCCGAGGUCCCACUGACGAGUAUAAGGACAACCUACACCAGGUCAGCAAGAAGCUGAGGGGUGAGGUCGGUCUCUUGUUCACCAAUAGAACGAAGAAGGAAGUAAAUGAGUGGUUCAGUAAGUAUACUGAAAUGGAUUAUGCCCGAGCCGGUAACAAAGCGACUUUCACUGUCAGCCUGGAUGCAGGGCCCCUGGAGCAGUUCCCCCACUCUAUGGAGCCUCAGCUAAGGCAGCUCGGUCUGCCCACAGCCCUCAAGAAAGGUGUUGUGACCCUGCUCUCUGACUACCAGGUGUGUAAGGAAGGUGAUGUGCUGACCCCUGAGCAGGCUCGAGUCCUGAAGCUGUUUGGGUUCGAGAUGGCAGAAUUCAGAGUUAACAUCAAGUAUCUGUGGCAGGCAGAAUCAGGGAAGUUUGAGCAUCUGGGGGAGGAUGCGGAGGAGGAAGAGGACUACGACGAUGGCAGCUCCUCAAAGGAAUCAGAAGACUCAGAGGAUGAUGAUUGACUGCAGAUAGCCCAACCCAGGAGCCCCCUCUGCCAGGCGGGUUUUGCUCUGGUCCAGCCUCUCAGAGCUGCUGCCUUCCCUCUGUAAGAGAAGAGAGAUUGAUUUUGCAGGACUCUUAAGGAAAGAGGUGCAGGGCAUGCAUGACUGUUUUUAUAUAGAAUAAAGUGUUGCCAGUGGAGUGGGUGCUCUCCCUGUGGGCAGAGGGAAGAAAGUGGCUCUUUGCUGUGAGGCCUAUUGGGGCCCUAGGCUUCUACCCACUUUCUGGUUUUCAGCCUAAACCAUCCAAAGCCUGGAGGCUUAAAGGGAAUGAAGUAAAGAAGAAGGGAUGGAAUUGACUCUCCCUACCUUGCUAGCUUCCCCCUACACCUGGCCUUCUCCAGAUGUCUGUGAUAGGAAAUACCAAAGUUUGCAGUAUGGAAGGAAGAUGCAGCCUUUACAGAAGAAAGUGGCCCCUGGCACCCCUGGGAUGAAACCAGAAGCCAUAGAGAGGACAAAGGGAGGCAGGGUAUCUCGGACCCUGAGAGGAGAAGCCAGGCGCCCUCUGUUGGGUUCCAUCGUGUACAAGAACCUUUGAGUAUCAGUGGUAUGAGUUAUCCUGGACUGGACCAUAUAUAAAGAGAUGUCGUAAGACUUAAAUGUGGACCCCUGGGGAGACAGGGACCACAUCACAUUUUCCAUUAACCUCCCACAAUACUAAUUCACAUUUAUAUAGCACACUUUGAAAAUUUGCAGUCCCUCUGAGGUAGGUGUGAUGAGUAUUAUCUCUAUUUUACAGACGAGGAAACUGACUGAAGGUUCACCUGCCCACGUUCACACGGAGUAAGAAUCAAAGGCAGGAUUCCAAUCCAAGUCUCAUCCCACUGUGCCCUGCUGUUUCUCAGCUUGAGAGGCGUAGCACAUGGGAGUGCUUGCCUCCAGAGUGAUGCAGAGGCAUUUUCUGUAUUGAGGACCCCUUGGGCAGUGUCUGGUGAAGCCCAUGAAGCCUUUUUUUCCCAGUAUUUAAAAUUCCCAGGAUCACAAAGGAAGCCAACUAUUUUAAAAUAAUGUUUGUCCAAAUAUUUUCAAACAUAUUAGGAACCUC
Molecule: messenger RNA, 1842 nt
Organism: Gracilinanus agilis (Agile Gracile Mouse Opossum)
Lineage: Eukaryota; Metazoa; Chordata; Mammalia; Didelphimorphia; Didelphidae
Gene: MRTO4
Product: MRT4 homolog, ribosome maturation factor
Exons: 8
Coding region: 27-761 (244 amino acids)
Biological process (GO): nuclear-transcribed mRNA catabolic process; ribosomal large subunit biogenesis; rRNA processing
Cellular component (GO): preribosome, large subunit precursor; nucleolus
Molecular function (GO): RNA binding
Source: RefSeq, a predicted model, not a curated record